AUGUCUCCCAAACAAAGGAAGAAAGCAUCUCCCCGUGUGAAACAGCAACUAUCAUCUGGCUCUGAUUCUUCUUCUGUGACAUCCCCCGUAAUAUCAGCAACCACAACCAAUUACCGUGAAAUCCACCUCAAUGAGGUGGAGGCACUCCGUUCCAUCUAUGGCGAUGAUUUCCAAGAAGUUGAAACCCGGCGCACUGCGUGGCAGCAAUCGUCCAACGUGACAUUUAAACUCCAGCUCCGUGCUUCCUCAAAUCCAGACCUCUACUUGGUGCUGCUCGUGGAGCUUCCGGCCACAUACCCGAAGACCACUCCCAAUCUGGCCCUACAAAAGCUCGACGACCUCCGUGAAAAUGCCCGUUCACGAAUCCAGAAGAUCAUUCGGGACAAGCCAAAACAUCUUUUGGGAAGUGAGAUGAUUUUUGAGCUGGCCGUGUCAAUUCAGGAUGUAUUGGAGGAUGUUGCCCAAGCGCGCGAGCAUGACAAAGACUUGCCGAGUCUCGAGGAGGAGCGCAUAGAGCAAGAGGCUGCCGCCAUUCAUCGUGCCGAACUGGAAAAGCAAGAAGAGUUGCGAAAGCAGGAGGCCGCUCAAGCAGAAGAGGCACGUGCGUUGCAGCUGAUGCUGGAGGACCGGGCGCGCCAGCGAAACAAGGCCCAGCUUUUGCGACGCAAGAGUCGGACUGGUGGUGUCGACCUAGGUGAUGUUGAAGAUCUUGUCGACAAUACGCCAGGCGCCAUUCGAUUUGAUCCUCCUAUCACUGUUAGCGAUGCGGACGACAAUCCACUUUUCUUCCACGCCAAAACUCUGCUACAGACCAAGCAAGGGAAGAAGGCUUUCACCGUCCGGCCUGUUGUUCCUGAGGACAGAUGCCAUGUCCCUCUACUCAAGAUCAGAACCAGCGAGGACAGGCUGGAAGGGCUGAAAAAAUUACGGCAUCCGAAUCUCGUUGAGUUCUUGGGAUUCAAGAUCAAUCGCCCACCCACGAGCUUUGGUUCGGCAGAAAGUGCAUGGACCGUUCUUACUCUGACGGAAUUUGCCAACAAGGGUUCGCUGCUGGAACUUCUCGACAUCGUGGGUACGGUCGCUGUCGAUACCUUACGAGGCUGGAUGAUCCAACUCCUAGAGGCCUUGGAAUUUUAUCAUCGCAGUGGCUUCGUGCAUGGCAAUAUUCAUUGCGGCCGUGUCAUGCUGAACAGAAAUUCUUCUGGGGGUACUACCGUCAAACUUGAAGCUGGCGUCGAAGAAACCCUUCCCGAAUCUCUUGGUACAAAGCGAUCAUUAACCACCUCAAAAUCUCCACUGUGGCUGCCCCCCGAGCUGACACAGGAGGGGGCGACUCCAAGCAUGAAGACUGACGUCUGGGACCUUGGCAUUAUCUUGCUCCAGAUGGCCUUCGGCAAGGAUGUCCUGCUUCGUUAUACUUCAGCCAAUCAACUCAUAGUCUCUCUGAGUCUGUCUCCUCCACUGCAGGACCUCCUCGGGGAAUUCUUCCGGCCUGAUCCCAAGAAGCGACCGACUGCGUUUCAACUACAACCGUCAGAGUUCUUCCGGGUGGAUGCACCGUUGACGAUGCGUGACAGGUCUUCCAACUCGGUUUCGAUGCAGCGUCGACCUCGUCUGGACUCAUUCGGAGCCAUGCCUGCCUUUUCUCGGUACCACCAAGACUUUGAUGAAGCCGGUCACCUAGGGCGAGGCGGCUUUGGCCAAGUUGUCAAAGCAAGGAAUAAACUGGACGGUCGAUUCUAUGCCAUCAAGAAAAUCUCUCAAACUUCGUCAGCGGCUUUGAAGGAUACCCUCUCGGAAAUUAUGCUUCUUUCAAGAUUGAAUCACCCUUACGUCGUUCGGUACUAUACUGCAUGGCUGGAAGAAGACUUCAAUCAGGUUGAAGACGAAGCAAUCUCAUCCACUGAAGGUGACCCUUUCUCAAGCCAGGAACACCGCGGCUUUAGUACUGGUGGCUUGGAUUUUAUCAGCUCGAGCGGGUAUCCAAAGAUUGAGUUUGCUGCUUCAGAUAGUGAAGACGAAUUGAGCCGAACGCUGUCCGAGGCAGAUGACAGUGAAACCUCUGUCACAUUCGAGAGUGACUCCGGAUCUGAGCGCAGUGGUGAGCUCAGUAGGGCUCAUUCUGGCUCGUAUGGCCGUCCUAUUCUCACUACCCUUUACAUUCAAAUGGAAUACUGCGAGAAACAUACACUGCGUGAUUUGAUCAAGAACGGCCUGUACGAUGACAUAGAUCGCUCCUGGCGGUUGUUUAGACAGAUUCUCGAUGGUCUAAGCCAUAUCCACAGCCAUGGCAUUAUUCACAGAGACCUGAAGCCAGACAAUAUCUUCAUUGAUGUUGCCAACAAUCCCCGAAUCGGAGACUUUGGGCUGGCCACGAGUGGGCAAUUCACCACUGCAGUACGCUCGUCUGCGGCUGCGGACUUUGAAGGGGACUUCACUCGCAGCCUAGGCACAACGUACUACGUGGCGCCAGAAAUGAAAUCCGGACUGCCAGGCCAUUACAACGAGAAAGUUGAUAUGUUCUCACUUGGCGUCAUUCUCUUCGAGAUGUGCUACCCUUUGACCACAGGCAUGGAGCGCGAUCAUACACUGCGGGCGAUAAGAGAAAAAUUCCACACGUUGCCACCUACGUUCCGUGAAUCUGAGAAGGUUGUGCAGGGUCAGAUUAUUGAGUCUCUACUCAGUCAUGAUCCGGCGGCACGCCCAACUGCGGCUGAGCUUCUCUCCAGCGGCAAAAUCCCUCUCCAAGUCGAAGAGGAGACAUUCCGGCGUGCGAUUGUUCAUUUGCUGUCUGAUCCGAGCUCUCCCGACUACAAGAAGAUUUUGUCUGCAAUAUUCUCUCAAUCACCCAAGAAGUUUGAGGACAUUGCUUGGGAUGUAGAAUCGCAAACAACACCCGCUGCGAAUGAACUCCUAGUUCAGGGACUCGUCAGGAAGCGGCUUACCUCGAUCUUCCGCAGGCAUGGGGCGGUGGAAUCACCGAGACAGAUGCUUUUCCCCCGGUCGCAUCAUUACACAUCCGGCGCCAUGCGCUUGCUGGAUGCUUCGGGUAAUUUGUUGCAACUGCCAUUUGAUCUGACGCUUCCAAAUGCUCGGGCCAUCCCGCGCCAAGAUCCUUCCCUGGAGAAGACCUACGCCUUUGGCCUUUGGGACCUCGAUUUCGAUAUCGUCUCGUACAACACCUUGGAUCUUGCCCUGAAAGAAGCAGAAGUGAUCAAGGUUCUUGACGAGAUUAUCGAUGAAUUUCCACCGCUUCGUUCUGCGACCAUGUGUUUCUUGAUCAAUCAUUCCGACCUGCUUCAGCUCAUCAUGGAAUUCUGCCGUAUCACUCCCUCCCAAGUUCCACUCGUGAAGGAAGUGAUCAGUAAACUCAAUAUUGGGAGGUACACCAUGCAAAAGAUUCGAAGUGAGCUUCGUUCGCCGUCUAUCGGAGUUGCGUCGACAUCCUUGGAUGACCUAGCGCGAUUCGACUUCCGUGAUUCUCCCAAGGAGACUUUACGCAGACUCUCCAAUAUCAUGGAAGGCACAGAAUUCGCUGACCGGCUUGCCCCUAUUUUCGCCCGUCUGAAUGUGCUUAUGAAGUACCUGCACAGCUUUGGCGUCAAGCGCAAGAUCUACAUUAAUCCCCUGAGCAGUCUUCAUGACAAGUUCUACCGGGGGAGCGUCUUGUUCCAGUGCAUCUUUGACACCAAGCGCCGUGAUGUCUUUGCUGCAGGUGGUCGCUAUGAUCGUCUGAUCCAAGAAUUUGCACCAAAAGCCUUGUCAAACAGACCGCAGGCUCAUGCCGUUGGUUUCAACCUGAGUUCAGACCGGCUGGGCUCUUCUAUGGCCGAGUAUUUGAAGUCAAGAACGCCACAUAAAGAGACGGAGAGUCCGACUGAAAGAUACUGGACUGCUCGAAGAUGUGAUGUUCUGGUGGCUAGCUUUGAUGCAACGAUCCUUCGCACCACAGGCGUCAAGAUCAUCGAGGAUCUUUGGACGAACGGAAUCAGUGCUGAACUUGCCGUGGAUACAUCCUCACUGGAAGAGUUGAUGGCAAGAUACCGGGAGCACAAUCAUCGCUGGAUUGUCAUCGCCAAGCAAGAUAGUAAAGAACGAGGCUACAAAGUCCGAAGUCUCUUGAGGAAAGAGGAAUUUGAUAUUCGCAGCUCUGAACUUGUUUCUUGGCUUCGGAGUGAAAUCCAGGCCCGUCAUCACCGAGAAGGCAAUUUCGACCCACGCCAGAAUCGCCAAUCGAGUCAACAGGAUGCCUUACUUGCGGGCGAACGAGCGAAUGACGUUCGUAUUCUUGUCCCCCAGCAUCGGAGCAAGAAGACCAAUCGUCGAAACAUCAUCGAGUCGGCUCUUCUACACUCUCGCGAGGUUGUUGAAAAUGCCCGCAACGGUCCUAUCGCUGCAAUCGACACCCGAGAUGAUGUGCUCGACUCCAUUCGAAACACGAGGCUCUCUGAUCCGGAUAGUUGGCGCGCUGUCAUCCAGAAUGCGCCUUUGACGGAGAGAAAGUAUUUGAGCCAGGUAUACGAGCUGCUCAGUGAUCUGGCUUCGGAGAGCCGUACAGAUGACAACGCCGAGAGUUACAGCAAUGCUUUUAUUUACAAUUACAGGACAGGAUCCUGCGUCUAUUAUGACCUCGGCUCUGGCGACAAGUGA
Molecule: messenger RNA, 4650 nt
Organism: Penicillium oxalicum
Lineage: Eukaryota; Fungi; Ascomycota; Eurotiomycetes; Eurotiales; Aspergillaceae
Gene: cpcC
Product: putative protein kinase (Gcn2)
Exons: 8
Coding region: 1-4650 (1549 amino acids)
Biological process (GO): DNA damage checkpoint signaling; regulation of translational initiation by eIF2 alpha phosphorylation
Molecular function (GO): ATP binding; eukaryotic translation initiation factor 2alpha kinase activity; protein binding
Source: RefSeq, a predicted model, not a curated record